Molecule: messenger RNA, 2335 nt
Organism: Lotus japonicus
Lineage: Eukaryota; Viridiplantae; Streptophyta; Magnoliopsida; Fabales; Fabaceae
Product: probable glycosyltransferase At3g42180
Exons: 2
Coding region: 1150-2157 (335 amino acids)
Molecular function (GO): glycosyltransferase activity
Source: RefSeq, a predicted model, not a curated record
AUAUGAUCAUUCAAGAGAGAUCUCAACAUCAAAAAUCCAUGUUAGAAGAAAAAAAAAAUAUUUUGGAUGACAGAAAUGUCACUUGGAGUGUAUUUCUAACCCUACUAUAUAUGAAUCAUCACCUUAUGUUCCCAAUUCAUGAAAAAUGACAUAUAAAUGUUAUUGCUGUGGGUGUAAUUAUGGUUUUAAAUUUCAGUUGCAUCACCAUACUUGAGAUUGAGGAUAAAUAGUAUUAGUAACUUUAGGGGGUUUGCAUAAUUGAAGUUGCAGACAGUAAUUUAAAAUCAUGGUUUUUAUGCAUAUGAUUAUCCAAAUCCAAGUCUUUAACAUUGUGACUAUAAUAUUGGAUUGCAAUUCAAAACCCGGAUUUAAUCAAAGUUACACAGACACACAAAAAAGGCCAAGUUUUAGGCCACUAAUACUGUAUUUUGAAUUUUUAAAAGGGUGGAGUGGAAUGUAGAUUUUAAGAAGAAUUGAACUGAUGUUAUUUUGGAAUUACAACAAGGCUGAAGUGUGGAUUUUAGAUAAGAAUGAAGCUGAGUGUUAUUCUGACAAAUAAGCCUUUUGUAUUUGUUUUUGUUUUUUGUUUGGCUUAAUUACAACUUUGGUCCCCGACGUUUACCAAUACCACGAUUUUGGUCCCCCACCUAAUUUAAUUACAUGGAUGGUCCCCGACGUUGUAGGCUGCGUGCAACGUUAGUCCUACAAUUUAUUUCUUAAUGGAGAAGGCUUACGUGGACGUCUAGUUUGAGAGAAAAAGGAGAUCUGAGGAGAGAGGGGAGCACGUGAGUAUCACGUGAACUCACGUGAACCUUAUAUGAACCCAUUAUACCCAAAUCUGAAACCCUAGGGAUCUAAAUCGCGUUACCUUCUUCGUUCCAGGGAGGUCAGGGGUUUAGGUAUAAUGGAUUCAGAUAAGGGUCACGUGAUACUCACGUGCUUCCCUCUCUCCUCAUACCUCAUUUCUCUCUCCAACUGGACGUCCACGUAAGCCUCCUCCAUUAAGAAAUAAACAGUAGGACUAACGUUGCACACGGCCUACAACGUCGGGGACCAUCUAUGUAAUUAAAUUAGGUGGGGGACCAAAAUCGUAGUAUUGGUAAACGUCGGGGACCAAAGUUGCAAUUAAGCCUUUUUGUUUUGAAUGAAAUGAUAAACAGGAGCCACAUGGAGAUGGUGAAGAGAAUGAAGGUGUGGGUUUACAAGGAAGGAGAGCAACCACUAGUGCAUGAUGGGCCAUUGAAGGGCUUAUACGGCAUUGAAGGUCAAUUCCUUGACGAAAUAGAUAGCAGCAGCAGGAGCCCCUUCAAAGCUAGGCACCAUGAUGAGGCAAACCUUUUCCUAAUUCCAUUUAGCAUCGCUAACAUUGUCAAAUAUGUUUAUACGCCAAUCUUGUCCCGAGAGGAUUACCACCCAGACCGCCUGCAACGGUUGCUGGAGGAUUAUGUACAUGUGGUGGCUGAUAAGUAUCCUUACUGGAAUAGAAGCAAUGGUGCAGACCAUUUUCUCCUUUCUUGUCAUGAUUGGGCACCAUACAUCUCAGGUGCAAAUCCAGAGCUCUACAAGAACUUCAUCAGAGUUUUAUGCAGUGCCAACACUUCAGAAGGAUUCCAGCCCAAGAGGGACGUGUCUAUCCCUGAAAUUUACCUAUCUUAUGGAGAGCUAGCCCCACCAAGCCUGGCCCAAAACCCAUCAAAUCGCACCUUAUUGGCCUUCUUUGCUGGUGGAGAGCAUGGGGCCAUUAGGAAGCUUCUGCUUCAGCACUGGAAGGACAAGGAUACCCAAGUUCAAGUUCAUGAGUACCUCCAAAAGGGCCAAAACUAUACCCAAUUAAUGGGCCUGAGCAAGUUCUGCUUGUGCCCAAGUGGGUAUGAAGUGGCUAGUCCUAGAAUUGUGGAAGCAAUUCAUGCAGGGUGUGUGCCUGUGAUCAUUUCUCAGAACUAUUCUUUGCCUUUUAAUGAUGUCCUGAAUUGGAGUCAAUUCUCAAUAGAGAUUCCAGUGGAUAGAAUACCAGAGAUUAAGGAUAUUUUACAAAAUGUUUCAGAAAGCAAGUACAUGAAAUUGCAGAAGAAUGUGAGAAGAGUUAGGAAACAUUUUGUUGUGAAUAGGCCUGCUAAGCCAUACGAUGUGAUGCACAUGAUACUUCACUCAAUUUGACUCAGAAGACUGAACUUCAGGUUGAUAGCUUCACAAUAGAAAGUUGUUAAUUAACUGUAACAUUUUUCAGUUUAGGCCACACUGCCUUGGUCUAAACAUGGAAUAACCAACAAUUUCUCAAAUGUGGAUAAAACUGUUUGAAUAAAGCACAUAUGAGAUUAUACUUUUGGUUAAUUAA